Suricata suricatta (meerkat) is the source of this 12544-nucleotide messenger RNA. It is a transcript of the gene DNAH6, whose product is annotated as dynein axonemal heavy chain 6. Gene Ontology annotation, cellular component: dynein complex. The record is from RefSeq and is a predicted model, not a curated record. Gene Ontology annotation, molecular function: dynein light intermediate chain binding; dynein intermediate chain binding; ATP binding. The transcript is spliced from 76 exons. Bases 92 to 12379 code for a protein of 4095 amino acids. NCBI's taxonomy places the organism in Eukaryota, Metazoa, Chordata, Mammalia, Carnivora, Herpestidae. Gene Ontology annotation, biological process: microtubule-based movement.
GGUACAGUCAACUUUCUGCUAUUGGGUUUGCUGUCUCUGGAGACCCUCUGCGGAGGCGGCUGUGGCUGCUCUAGUCUAAUUUGGAGUGAGAAUGGCCUUCCACACCUCAGAGGAAGAUGCCAAGCUGAAAAAUACUGAAGAGGAUGUGGAAAACCCUAUCCUUGCAAGACUGAACAAUAUACAAGCAAAAGGAAGACUGAGUUUUAUAGUGCCCACAGAAAAUGAAUUUGACACACAAUUCCUGACAUUUAGGCACAAUACAAAAGCUCAAGAGAAAACAAGAAAACGACAGCAGCCUAUAAAACUAGAGCCUCUGCCAGUGCUAAAAGUCUACCAAGAUCGUAAGAAGCCAGAAUACAUAUAUGAACAGAACCGACUUCAGUUAAUCUCUUCUGGAAUCAUAAAACCUCGAAGCACUGAAGAAAGAAAUUUGGCCAAAUUAUCUGUUCAGUUUCUUGGGCCUCAAGAUACUGUGGGGAAGAAAAAACAGAUCCAUCAGCCCUCUGCUGAGAUGUUCUCUCCCUCUCCUCCUAAAUUGUCACGUACCAGUGUUGGAAGAAGAGGUCUGUAUGUGACCAGUUCCUCGGCGUACCCUAAGUACUUUUUCCAUGACCGGGAAGAAGUCGUUAAAGCCAACAUUUGUAAUCCUUUGCAAAUCAUUAAAAUAAUACGUGACAAUGAACAUCUUGGAUUUCUUUAUAUGAUCCCUGCAGUGCCAAGGUCUUCCAUUGAAUAUGACAUGUAUAAUCUCAAAGUUGUAAGUUAUGAGAACAUCAAUAAAAAUGACUACUAUACUAUUAGCAAAAAAGCAGUAACACACAUUUAUAAUGCGGACAUUGAGUAUAUUGAAAUUGAUCGAUGGGAACAGGAGUAUCUAUAUCACAGAGAACUUACUAAGAUUUCCAUAUUUGCACUUUUCCGGAAAUGGAAGGCUUUUAAUGUGUGGAGGAAGAAUGUCCGUUCCAAGAAAAUCAAUGGAUGUCGGCAAUCUCUACAAAAAAAUUUGUUCAUUGUUAAUUCUCAUUUGCGACCAGCACUUCUUAAAAUAAAUAAAUUAUGCUAUCAGUUGAGUUUCAUGGGACUUUGUUAUAUUGAAAAAUGUCAUACCUACACCCUGCAAGAAUUUAAGGCCACACAAAUCAAUCAAUUAAAAGAGGUGACAAAACACCUAGAAGAGUUUCGAAAUGAGGCAAAAGCUGUGGUCAGGAAAGCGUGUCGAAUUGCUCUGCGUACCGCAGGGUUUAUUCCUGAUGACUGCCAACAGAAACCUGUUGAGGAUUAUUGUAAAAUGCCAGAUGGUAAAGGUCUCAUUGAGUUGCCUGCUUAUGCACACUCUGAGAAAAUGACAUACACAGAGCAGGCCAGCAAAAGGCAUCACUGCAUGAGGCUAACAUGCUUUAUCCGUCUAAAUGACUAUCUAAUUGAGAACACAUUGCACGUCCUAACAGUAAAUUCUGUUAACUCUCUUUUGAAUUAUCUCACUGACAAGCUAAAACGAACCCCUCCAGCAGAUGUCAUUCAGAAAUGGAUUACUGAAGAGAAACCUGAAGCCACUGAUAAAAAGGGGACCUCUGUGGCGGAAAAGCAGGAAGAAGAUGAGUCUCUCAUCCCCAUGUUUCUCACAGAACUGAUUUUGACAGUCCAGUCAUUACUCUUCGAGCCUUCUUUGGAAGACUUCCUGGAUGGUAUUUCGGGUGCAAUUAAUCAGUUUCAGAACACUGUGCUAUCAGUUCCUAAUCUUGUACCUGAUACAUACUUUGAUGCUUUUACCAGACCUUACAUUAACAACAAACUUGAAGAAAAAACUUGUGGAUUGGGUCCAAGCCUAUCAGCAGUAUUUGAUGAUGAUAAGAAUUUUCAUACAAUUAUUCUUCAAAUAAAGGAAACCGUGCAGGCAGCAUUUGAAUCUGCUCGAUUAUAUGCAGCAACAUUUGAAAAGUUCCAGAUAUUCUUCAAGGAAAAUGAAAGUCUUGAUUUACAAGCUCUUAAACUUCAAGAACCUGAUGUUAAGUUUUUUGGAGAACAACUGGAAAAAUAUCACAAACAGCACAAGGAUGCAGUAGCUCUAAGACCCACCAGAAAUGUAGGAUUGCUGCUCAUUGAUACAAAGCUGCUAAAAGAAAAACUAAUUCCAUCACCUUUGCGAUGCUUGGAGGUGCUAAAUUAUAUGCUUCCUCGUCAAAGCAAGAAAAAAGUGGAUGCCAUUAUCUCUGAGGCACAAGAUGCAGAGUAUAAACUUGAAUUUGUUCCAACUACCACCAUAGAAUAUGUUAACAGCUUAGUAUUUCUUGAUGAAAUUCAGGAAAGGAUCGAAAACCUUGAAGAUGAAGGGAAUGUCGUGAUUCAAAUGUACAAGCUCAUUGAGCAGUAUCAGGUUCCCACACCUCCUGAAGACUUCGCUGUUUUCGCUACUAUGAAGCCGUCCAUUGUUGCAGUUCGGAAUGCCAUUGACAAGGCUGUGGGCGACAGAGAAACAAGCAUUAAACAGUUUUCACUGCAUUUGGGUAGGGAUCUUGAAGACCUAACCAAUGAAGUCAAUGAAGUAAAGCUACUAGCACAGGACCCACAGAUCUUAGAUAUUACUGCUGACCAAGACAAAAUAAAGGUCAUGUUGCAUGAUCUGCAGUUAGUUCUAGAUGAUCUUCAAAAACGUGCAUUUCAAUAUAAAUCCUAUCAGAAAAAUUUUAAGAUAGAAGUAUCCAAGUUUGAAGCUUUGGAAGAAGUUAGUGCUGAAUUGAAGCUCAAACAAUUGCUCUGGGAUUCUUUAUCUGAAUGGGAUCAACUCCAAGAAGAAUGGUUAAAGUCCAAAUUUGACGGCUUGGAUCCAGAAGUCCUAAAUAGUCAAGUUUCUAAAUAUGUCAAAUUUGUGACUCAAUUGGAAAAAGGCUUGCCACCCAACAGUGUAGUUCCCCAGCUAAAACAGAAGGUGGAAAAAAUGAAAGAAAAGCUUCCAGUUAUCAUUGACUUGAGGAACCCAACUUUGAAGCCGAGACAUUGGGCAGCUAUUGAACAAACCGUUGAUGCCACCCUAGUGGACCUUGAAAUUCCAUUAACCUUGGAGAAGCUCUCGGAGUUGCAUGUUUUUGAUUUUGGCCAAGAAAUCCAGGACAUUUCUGGACAGGCUUCUGGAGAAGCUGCCUUAGAAACAAUUCUUAAAAAGGUGGAAGAUUCUUGGAAAACAACUGAAUUUGUCGUUCUCCCUUACCGUGACUCCAAAGAUGUGUUUAUCCUGGGUGGCACCGAUGACAUACAGGUCCUUCUUGACGACAGCACCAUUAACAUCGCAACCAUUGCCUCGUCACGUUACGUUGGUCCACUGAAAACUCGAGUGGAUGACUGGCAGAAACAACUUGCUUUAUUUAAUCAAACACUGGUGAGACUUCUGGAGACUUUUCAAAAUAAUAAUGCAUUACUUGACCAAAUUCAAAAGUGUCUAGAAGCAUAUUUAGAAUCAAAAAGAGUUAUCUUUCCAAGGUUUUACUUCUUGUCAAAUGAUGAACUUCUAGAGAUUCUGGCCCAGACUCGAAAUCCCCAAGCUGUGCAGCCACACUUAAGGAAAUGCUUUGACUCCAUUUCAAAGCUCGAAUUUGCUCUCAUGCCUCCUACUGAAGGAAAAAUGCCUGGUAUGGAAGGAGAGUCAGAAAAGAUUUACACUAAUGAUAUUUUAGCGAUGCUAUCACCAGAAGGAGAACGGGUUAGCUUGGGAAAAGGCCUCAAAGCCCGAGGCAACGUGGAGGAAUGGCUUGGUAAAGUGGAAGAAGCCAUGUUCACAUCUCUGCGUCGCCUGUGCAAAGCCGCCAUCGCGGACUACCAGGGGAAACCAAGGACAAACUGGGUGAUUGCUGGCCACCCUUCUCAAGUUAUUCUGACCGUUUCUCAAAUCAUGUGGUGCCGUGAUUUGACUGAGUGUCUGGAAAGAGAAGGUGGUAAUCAUAUAGAGGCCCUGGAAGCUUUUGAAAAAGUAAACUUUCAGAGAUUAAAUGCCCUGGCAGCAACAGUUCGAGGCAGUCUUCCAAAACUACACAGAAACAUCAUAACUGCCUUAAUUACUAUUGACGUACACGCAAGAGACAUCGUCACCGAACUUGUUCAAGCCAAGGUAGAGGAAGUGGACUCCUUUGACUGGCAGAGACAACUGCGCUAUUAUUGGGACAUAGACCUGGACAAUUGUGUGGCUAGGAUGGCGCUCUCUCGGUACACCUAUGGCUAUGAGUACUUGGGUGCAUGCCCAAGACUAGUUAUUACUCCUCUCACGGAUCGCUGUUACCUUUGCCUCAUGGGGGCUUUGCAGCUUGAUCUGGGAGGCGCGCCAGCUGGUCCUGCUGGCACUGGGAAAACAGAGACAACCAAAGACCUAGCUAAAGCUCUUGCCAUCCAGUGUGUGGUCUUCAACUGCUCCGAUGGUUUGGACUACAAGAUGAUGGGGCGCUUCUUCAGCGGUCUGGCCCAAUCAGGGGCCUGGUGCUGCUUUGAUGAAUUUAAUCGAAUUGACAUAGAAGUUCUGUCGGUCAUCGCACAGCAGCUCAUUACUAUUAGGAAUGCCAAAGCCGCCAAGCUGUCUAGAUUCAUGUUUGAGGGGCGAGAAAUAAAGUUGGUUAUGACUUGUGCAGCCUUUAUCACAAUGAAUCCUGGAUACGCAGGCAGAACUGAAUUGCCAGAUAACUUGAAAGCCCUGUUUAGACCCUUUGCAAUGAUGGUUCCAAAUUAUGCUUUGAUUGCAGAGGUAAUUCUAUAUUCUGAAGGAUUUGAAUCCAGUAAAAUAUUAGCAAGAAAAAUGACUCAAAUGUAUAAGCUCUGCAGCGAACAGCUCUCCCAGCAGGAUCACUACGACUUUGGCAUGAGGGCUGUAAAGUCUGUACUGGUCAUGGCGGGGUCCUUAAAAAGAGAGAAUCCACACCUAAGUGAAGAUGUGGUGUUGAUAAGAGCUUUACGAGACUCCAACUUGCCAAAAUUCCUAACAGAUGAUGCUCUUCUGUUCAGUGGAAUUAUAUCUGACCUUUUUCCUGGAGUCCAAAUUCCAGAACAUGAUUAUGGUAUAUUGCAGUCAACAAUUAUAGAUGUCAUGAAUAGACAGAAUCUUCAGCCUGAGACAUGUAUGGUUAAAAAAGUGAUACAGUUCUAUGAGACUAUGCUGGUAAGACAUGGUGUUAUGUUAGUUGGGCCAACAGGAGGUGGCAAGACCACAGUUUACCAAAUACUAGCAGAAACUUUAGGGAAUUUGCAAAAACUCGGUGUAGACAAUCCCUUUUACCAACCAGUUAAAACAUACGUUCUUAACCCUAAAUCAAUUACGAUGGGUGAAUUAUAUGGUGAAGUUAAUAACACAACCUUGGAGUGGAAAGAUGGUUUAAUGGCACUAAGUGUCCGAGCAGCUGUGAAUGACACUUCAGAAGACCAUAAAUGGAUCAUCAGUGAUGGGCCCGUGGAUGCUCUUUGGAUUGAAAAUAUGAAUACGGUGUUGGAUGAUAACAAGAUGCUUUGCCUGGCUAACAGUGAGAGGAUCAAACUCACACCUCAAAUCCACAUGCUUUUUGAGGUGCAAGACCUGAAAGUUGCCUCUCCUGCAACAGUCAGUCGAUGUGGAAUGGUGUUUGUGGAUCCUGAAGAACUGAAAUGGAUGCCUUAUGUUAAAACAUGGAUGAAUAAUAUUUCUAAAAAUCUAAAUGAGGAAACCCAAGAAUAUAUAUUGAAACUUUUUCAACGUUAUGUUGAUGAUGGUUUAUGCUUUAUCAAUAAAAAAUGCAGCCAAGCAAUCCCACAAGUGGACAUCAGCAAAGUUACUACACUCUGUUGCUUAUUGGAGUCUUUGAUAUUUGGGAAAGAUGGAGUUAAUUUGGCAAUGGAACAAACAAAACUGAAUACGGUACUAUGUCAGACUUUUAUAUUCUGUUAUUUAUGGUCUGUGGGUGGAAAUCUAACCGAAAACUACUGGGAUUCUUUUGACACAUUUAUUAGAACACAAUUUGAUGAUAAUCCUGAUGCCAGGCUUCCCAGCUCUGGCGAUCUGUGGAGCAUUCACAUGGACUUUGACACCAAACGGCUGGAUCCCUGGGAGCGAAUCAUACCCACCUUUAAGUACAGCCGAGAUGUUCCUUUUUUUGAAAUGCUUGUCCCCACAACUGACACGGUGCGCUUUGGAUAUCUAAUGGAAAAACUACUGGCAGUCAAGCAUUCAGUGUUGUUUACUGGAAUGACUGGAGUUGGCAAGUCUGUCAUUGCAAAAGGAUUGUUGAAUCGAAUCCAUGAAUCAGCUGCCUAUGUUCCUGUUUAUCUAAAUUUUUCUGCUCAAACUUCAUCUGCAAGAACACAAGAGAUCAUUGAGUCAAAACUGGAAAGGAAAAGAAAAAAUAUACUAGGAGCACCAGGAAACAAACAGGUUGUGAUUUUUGUUGAUGAUUUAAACAUGCCCAGACUGGAUCGCUAUGGCUCUCAGCCUCCAAUUGAAUUACUUCGUCAGUAUCAAGAUUUUGGUGGAUUUUAUGACAGAAACAAACUCUUUUGGAAAGACAUACAGGAUGUAACGAUCGUCUCUGCGUGUGCACCCCCAGGAGGUGGCCGCAACCCUGUGACGCCCCGCUUCAUCCGACACUUCAGCAUGCUGUGCCUUCCGAUGCCCUCAGAACACAGUCUGAAACAGAUUUUUCAGGCCAUUUUAAAUGGCUUCCUCAGUGACUUCCCACCAGCUGUGAAGCAAACCGCAUCAAACAUUGUAGAGGCCGCAGUUGAGAUUUAUAACAGAAUGAGUGUUGAUCUUCUGCCAACACCGGCCAAGUCCCAUUACGUCUUUAACUUGAGGGAUUUAUCCAAAUGUGUACAAGGUAUCCUCCAGUGCGAUCCAGGAACAAUAAGAGAAGAAAUGCAGAUAUUUAGACUCUUUUGCCAUGAAUGCCAAAGAGUCUUCCAUGACCGUUUGAUUAAUAAUGAAGACAAGCACUAUUUCCAUGCUAUUUUGACAGAAAUGGCCAACAAACAUUUUGGAAUUGCAAUUGACCUGGAAUAUUUUUUGGCUAGACCCAUCAUCUUUGGAGACUUUAUUAAGUUUGGAGCAGAUAAGACUGAUCGGAUUUAUGAUGACAUGCCUGAUCUGGAGAAAAUUGCAAAUGUUCUCCAGGACUAUCUUGAUGAUUAUAACCUUAUAAAUCCCAAAGAAGUAAAGCUGGUGUUCUUCCAGGAUGCCAUAGAACAUGUUUCAAGGAUUGCCCGCAUGAUUCGUCAGGAAAGAGGCAAUGCCCUGCUUGUCGGAGUAGGCGGCACAGGAAAACAGUCUCUUACAAGACUUGGAGCUCACAUAUGUGGGUACAAAUGUUUGCAAAUUGAACUGAGCCGGGGAUAUAAUUAUGACAGUUUUCAUGAAGACCUGAGGAAGUUGUACAAAAUGGCUGGUGUGGAUGACAAGAAUAUGGUCUUCCUCUUCACCGACACCCAGAUUGUAGUAGAAGAAUUCCUAGAAGAUAUAAAUAACAUCCUGAACUCCGGUGAAGUGCCUAAUUUAUUUGAAAAGGAUGAACUGGAACAAGUUUUAGCAGCCACCAGACCAAAAGCAAAAGAAGUGGGAAUUUCCGAGGGGAAUAGAGAUGAGGUGUUUCAGUACUUUAUCAGUAGAGUCCGUCAGAAGCUGCACAUCGUCCUCUGUAUGAGCCCUGUGGGGGAGGCCUUCCGGUCCCGGUGCCGGAUGUUCCCGUCCCUUGUGAACUGCUGCACUAUUGAUUGGUUUGUCCAGUGGCCUAGAGAAGCACUUCUUUCUGUAUCAAAGACAUUUUUCUCCAAUGUUGACACUGGAAAAGAAGAACUAAAAGAAAAGCUUUCCCUCAUGUGUGUCAAUGUUCACUUGAGUGUCUCCAGUAUGGCAGAACGCUAUUACACAGAGCUCCGGAGACGCUACUACACAACACCCACCUCCUACUUGGAACUCAUCAAUCUCUUCCUGACUAUGCUGAGUGAAAAAAAGAAGCAGUUAGUUUCAGCAUGUGACCGGGUGAAGAAUGGUCUCACCAAGCUAUUAGAAACAAAUGUACUAGUAGAUAAAAUGAAAUUAGAGCUUUCAGCUUUAGAGCCUAUCCUUUUACAAAAAUCACAAGAUGUUGAAGCCCUGAUGGACAAAUUGGCAGUGGAUCAAGAAAAUGCUGAUCAGGUCCGUAGCGUUGUGCAAGAAGAUGAAGCAAUAGCAAAAGUGAAAGCCGAAGAGACCCAAGCAAUAGCUGAUGAUGCUCAAAGAGACCUUGAUGAAGCUCUGCCUGCACUUGAUGCUGCUAAUAAAGCACUGGAUUCCUUAGAUAAAGCCGAUAUAUCUGAGAUCAGAGUUUUUACAAAGCCCCCAGACCUGGUCAUGACUGUUAUGGAAGCAAUUUCUAUUCUCUUGAAUGCCAAACCUGAUUGGCCAACAGCAAAGCAACUUCUUGGUGACUCUAACUUUCUGAGAAGACUUCUAGAAUAUGAUAAGGAAAACAUAAAGCCUCAGAUAUUGGCAAAACUUCAGAAGUAUAUUAACAAUCCUGAUUUUGUGCCUGAAAAAGUAGAGAAGGUGUCCAAAGCAUGUAAAUCCAUGUGCAUGUGGGUAAGAGCAAUGGAUCUAUACUCUAGGGUAGUCAAGGAAGUCGAACCAAAGAGACAAAAGCUCCGUGCUGCUCAGGCCGAACUUGAUAUCACUAUGGCUACUCUGAGAGAAAAGCAAGCAUUACUUAAAAAAGUGGAAAAUCAAAUACAGGCUUUACAAGACAAAUAUGACAAAGGGGUUAAUGAGAAGGAAAGCCUAGCCAAGACGAUGGCCCUGACAAAAGCACGCCUGAUACGUGCUGGGAAGCUAACGGCUGCACUAGAAGAUGAGCAGGUUCGAUGGGAAGAAAGCAUCCAGAAAUCCAGUGAGGAGAUAUCAAAUAUCAUUGGGAACGUGUUUAUAGCAGCAGCUUGUGUAGCCUAUUACGGGGCCUUCACAGCCCAGUAUAGGCAGUCGCUCAUAGAAUACUGGAUCCAGGACUGUCUGUCUCUGGAGAUCCCCAUCAAUCCUUCCUUCAGUCUCAUUAACAUUCUUGGCGAUCCCUAUGAAAUACGGCAGUGGAACACGGACGGGCUGCCCCGUGACACGAUAUCAACAGAAAAUGGCAUUUUGGUUACUCAAGGGAGACGGUGGCCUUUGAUGAUUGACCCCCAGGAUCAGGCAAACCGUUGGAUAAGGAACAAGGAAGGCAAAAGCGGGUUAAAGAUCAUUAAGCUGACAGAUACUAAUUUCUUGCGUACACUUGAAAAUUCAAUCCGACUUGGCUUACCUGUCUUACUGGAAGAGCUUAGAGAAACCUUGGAUCCAGCUCUAGAACCCAUUCUUUUGAAGCAGACCUUCAUGAGUGGUGGACGGAUGCUCAUUCACCUCGGAGACUCAGACAUUGACUACGAUAAAAACUUCAGGUUCUACAUGACAACCAAACUGCCAAAUCCCCACUACCUGCCCGAGGUGUGCAUUAAAGUCACCAUCAUCAAUUUCACUGUAACCAAAUCAGGUCUGGAGGAUCAGCUGUUAAGUGAUGUGGUACGACUUGAGAAACCUGAGUUGGAAGAACAAAGAAUCAAGCUCAUUGUGAGGAUAAACACUGAUAAAAACCAGCUGAAGACUAUUGAAGAGAAAAUCCUGAAAAUGCUCUUUACAUCUGAAGGAAAUAUUCUGGACAAUGAAGAACUAAUUGACACGCUCCAGGAUUCAAAGAUCACUUCAGGUGCCAUUAAAAUCAGGCUAAAGGAAGCCGAGUCCACCGAAAUCAUGAUAAAUGUUGCUCGUGAAAAAUAUCGUCCAGUAGCCACUCAAGGCUCUGUUAUGUUCUUUGUUAUUGCAAGCCUCUCAGAAAUAGAUCCUAUGUAUCAGUACUCAUUAAAAUACUUUAAACAGUUGUUCAAUACAACAAUUGAAACUUCUGUAAGGUCAGAUGAUCUAGAGGAGCGCAUGGGAAUACUCCUGGAACAAACCCUUCUAGCCGCUUACGUCAAUGUUUCGAGAGGACUCUUUGAACAACAUAAACUCAUCUACAGCUUUAUGCUCUGUGUAGAGCUCAUGCAGCAGCGAGAAAGCUUGACUGAUGCUGAAUGGAAUUUCUUUCUCCGAGGCUCUGCAGGAUUAGAAAAGGAACGCCCACCUAAGCCUGGAGUUCCCUGGCUGCAUGAUGCCAUGUGGUUCGCAUGCUGUGACUUAGAAGAAUCGUUUCCAGUUUUUAAAGGACUUACACAGUACAUACUGUUACAUCCUAUUUGCAUACAAAUAGGAUCUUUUGAGACUUAUAUUAACCCACAUGAAUGGGAAGGCUACACUAAAUUGAAGGAGGAAGAAGAACUCAUGACAGAAGAAAAAGAGACCAAAAGCCAUAAUUCUUGGCAUCCAGUAUUAAGUUCUUUCCAAAAACUACUUCUCAUUAAGUGUUGCAAAGAAGAGAAGGUCGUUUUUGCUCUUACAGACUUUGUAAUAGAAAAUCUUGGGAAGCGCUUUAUAGAGACACCACCUGUGGACCUGCCCACUCUGUAUCAAGACAUGUCAUCUAACACUCCCCUGAUAUUCAUCCUAAGCACAGGCUCGGAUCCUAUGGGUGCCUUCCAGAGGUUUGCCCGGGAGAGCGGGUAUUCAGAACGGGUGCAAUCAAUUUCACUGGGGCAAGGACAAGGACCCAUUGCUGAAAGAAUGAUCAAAGAUGCGAUGAAAUCAGGAAACUGGGUGUUUUUGCAAAACUGCCAUCUUGCUGUUUCUUGGAUGUUGGCAAUGGAAGAACUAAUUAAAACCUUCACAGAUCCAAGUAUUGUCAUCAAGGACACUUUUCGACUUUUUUUAAGUUCCAUGCCUAGUAGUACAUUUCCUGUUACAGUUCUUCAGAAUUCCGUCAAGGUAACCAAUGAGCCUCCAAAAGGUUUACGUGCAAAUAUCAGACGAGCGUUUACUGAAAUGACACCUUCGUUUUUUGAAGAAAAUAUACUCGGAAGAAAAUGGAGACAAAUAAUAUUUGGCAUUUGUUUCUUCCAUGCAAUUAUUCAGGAGAGGAAAAAGUUUGGCCCUCUUGGUUGGAAUAUCUGCUACGAAUUUAAUGACAGUGACAGGGAAUGUGCUUUACUGAACCUCAACCUUUAUUGUCAAGAAGGAAAGAUUCCCUGGGAUGCGCUGAUUUACAUUACUGGUGAAAUUACAUAUGGCGGUAGAGUUACAGACACUUGGGAUCAAAGAUGCCUUCGAACUGUCUUAAAAAGGUUUUUUUCUCCUGAAACAUUAGAAGAGGAUUAUAAAUAUUCUGAAUCAGGCAUCUAUUUUGCACCCCUGGCUGAUACCCUACAAGAGUUUAAAGACUAUAUUGAAAAUCUGCCUUUAAUGGAUGACCCAGAAAUAUUUGGAAUGCAUGAAAAUGCCAACCUAGUUUUCCAGUACAAAGAGACCAACACUUUAAUCAACACCAUACUUGAGGUUCAGCCAAGGUCAUCUUCCGGUGGAGAGGGGAAGAGCAAUGAUGAAAUUGUCCAAGAACUUGUUGCUUCAGUCCAGGCCAGAGUUCCAGAAACACUAGAAAUGGAGGGCGCAUCUGAGAGCCUUUUCACCAAGGAUUCGCAAGGACGCCUUAACUCUUUGACUACUGUUCUCGGACAAGAAGUGGACCGCUUUAACCAGCUACUGAAGCUAAUACACACUUCUAUGGAGACUCUCAGCAAAGCGAUUGCUGGCCUGGUGGUGAUGUCUGAGGAAAUGGAGAAGGUGUACAACAGUUUCCUCAACAACCAAGUUCCCUCUCUGUGGUCCACCACAGCCUACCCGUCCCUGAAACCACUAGGAUCAUGGGUCAAAGACCUUAUCCUGAGGACUGAGUUUGUGGAUUUGUGGCUCAAAAGAGGGCAGCCUAAGUCCUUCUGGAUCUCCGGUUUCUUCUUUCCUCAAGGAUUUCUAACAGGAACUCUUCAAAAUCAUGCUCGGAAAUACAAUUUGCCUAUAGAUGAGCUGAGUUUCAAGUACAACAUGAUUCCGACCUAUCGGGAUCAAGCUGCAGUCAUAGAAGCUGCCAAGACAGUGCAGUUUGGACAAGAAUUGCCCAUGGACUUGGAGUUGCCUUCUCCCGAGGACGGUGUUCUUGUUCAUGGAAUGUUCAUGGAUGCUUCUCGAUGGGACAAUACCGAGAUGGUGCUGGAAGAUGCGCUGCCCGGACAGAUGAAUCCAAUGCUGCCCGUGGUGCAUUUUGAACCUCAACAGAAUUAUGUGCCAAGCCCAACGCUUUACCAUUCCCCACUUUACAAAACAGGGGCCCGGGCAGGAACGCUCUCGACCACAGGUCAUUCCACCAACUUUGUGGUAACUGUGCUCUUACCCUCCAACCGGUCCAAAGAUUACUGGAUUGCCAAGGGAUCGGCUUUGCUCUGCCAGCUAAAUGAGUGAAAAGUCGCCACCUCCUGCUAAAAAAGAACCAGAUGAGAUCUUUCCCGAUGGGGAACAAAGAUCUGUGUAACAUAUACGAGCAAAGCAGCUUUACUUCUGAUCUGAUUUCAGGUGGUUAGUGUGGCUUUUCUCUUCUAACCUAAAAUAAAGUGUCUGAGUGUUUCA